Molecule: messenger RNA, 1293 nt
Organism: Didymosphaeria variabile
Lineage: Eukaryota; Fungi; Ascomycota; Dothideomycetes; Pleosporales; Didymosphaeriaceae
Product: NADH-dependent flavin oxidoreductase
Exons: 3
Coding region: 1-1293 (430 amino acids)
Cellular component (GO): intracellular anatomical structure
Molecular function (GO): FMN binding; NADP binding; NADPH dehydrogenase activity
Source: RefSeq, a predicted model, not a curated record
AUGACGACCACACAACACGCGCACCAUGCACUUCCGGAGACGGUUGAGGGGGAGGACCGCCUUGUAAACAGGCCUGCACCUGGUAUCUCUUACUUCACACCGCUGCAAGAUCCUCCAGCAGGAACGGCCCUGGGCAUGAAGGAUGGCAGCGACAAGAUCCCUAAGCUCUUCAAGCCGCUCAAGAUCCGUGGUCUUGAGCUCCAGAACCGUAUCUUUGUUGCUCCCCUCUGCCAGUACUCCGCCGAUAAUGGACACAUGACAGACUGGCACCUCGCUCAUAUCGGCGGCAUUGUUCAACGUGGACCAGGGCUUACUUUUAUUGAAGCUACCGGCAUCGUCCCUGAAGGUCGCAUCACGCCCCAGGAUGUCGGCCUCUGGCAAGAUUCUCAGAUCGAACCGAUGGCCCGCGUUGUCGAAUUCGCCCAUUCCCAGAAUCAGAAAAUCGCCAUCCAGCUCGCACACGCCGGCCGCAAAGCUAGCACCGUUGCGCCAUGGCUUAGCAUGGGCGACGUCGCUACGGAGUCAAUGGGUGGCUGGCCUAACAACGUCUACGGCCCCAGCGCCAUCGCCUUCAACGAUAAGCACGCGCAACCGAAGGAGAUGACCAAGCAGGACAUCGAGAAUUUUAAGUCUGCCUUCAAGGCUGCUGUUGGACGCGCGUUGAAGGCCGGCUUCGACGCUAUUGAGAUUCACAAUGCCCACGGUUACCUGCUACACUCUUUCCUCUCGCCCGCAUCUAACAAGCGCACCGAUGAGUACGGCGGCUCCUUCGAAAACCGUAUCCGCCUCACCGUCGAAGUCGUCGAGCUCGCUCGCGCAGCCAUUCCCGACACUAUGCCGCUCUUCCUCCGAGUCAGCGCCGACGACUGGCUUCAGGAGGCUGGAAUCGAGAGCUGGACCAUCGAUCAAACUGUACGCCUCGCCGAGAUUUUGGCUACCAAGGGUGUUGACGUGCUCGACGUGUCUUCCGCUGGUCUCCACGAGCAAAAGAUCAAGAGCGGGCCCGGAUACCAAGAGCCGUUCGCCAAGGCGAUCAAGGACAAGGUCGGCAACAAGCUGCUUGUUUCUGCCGUAGGCUCCAUUACGAACGGAGAGCAAGCGAAUGGAUACCUUGAGAAGGACAACCUGGAUAUCAUCUUCGCCGGACGCAUGUUCCAGAAGAACCCGGGUCUCGUGUGGGCGUGGGCAGAUGACCUUGGUGUGGAGGGCCGAUGGGCGAACCAGAUCCGAUGGGGUUUCGGUGGCAGAGGAUCCAGGGCCGGUCCUAAGACGAAUACGAAGAAUGUAUUUUAG